CAAUGUUGCGAUGGACAGUUGGACAGUGUUUCGCUCUCAGUUAAAGUAAUAUAUUCGAGCGACAAUACGCGUGAGAGAAUUUUAUUCUAUCCAACAAACGAAAAAGAAGAGAGAGAGAGCAAGAAGCGAGAGAGAAUAAAAAAAACGCACCGAAACGUUCUUAUUCUCUUUCAGUUUAGCGCUCGUACGGGUGCUAUUGUAUGUGCAGUUGUUGUGUUCUGUUUGCCUGUACAGAGUGUGCUGUUCUACUUUCUGUGGUUUCGUUUUGUCAUAUAAAUAAAAUAUACGCACAAAUUACGUAUGUGAAAGGUGAAUAUUGUGAAAACAAAGCGUCUAGAUUUACAAAGAUUUGGAUUGGAAUUCCGAUAGUGAGAAUUUGUGUGUGUGUUCUUUUUCUUCUCUAUGCUGUAUGUGCUUAAAAGAGUUAAUAAUUGCCCUCUAUAAACUUUGACACAUGCUCUCCCCAUAAAUUGUUUGCAUUACCAAUAAGAAUCUUGAUUUGAUAAAAAAGAAUCACAUACGAUAGGGAACGAAAUCGAGCAGAAACCAUUUAAAAUUCGAUUUGUGCUUAUUUAAAGUAGUGACGACUUCUAGAAGCGUACGCAAAUCAAGCUGAAAGUAAAAAAAACCGCGUCGAAACAAGGCCAUUUACACGUUUAAUCUACCAGUGAAAAACCUCUUUGUACCGUUUGGUGCACGCGUUUUAUCCCCGUGUUCAGCACCACCACCACCACACAGACACGGUCCUCAAAUACAAAAACAAGUAUAUUAUUUAACUGAGUACAGAGCAUAACUGUCAUUCGAAUUGACAUAAUGGCCACUCAGCCACCGGGAGCUUGUACACGUUUCUCCGACAAUUAUGACAUUAAAGACGAGCUCGGCAAAGGUGCAUUCUCAAUUGUUAAACGUUGCGUGCAAAAAUCGACCAGUUUAGAAUUCGCUGCAAAAAUAAUCAAUACGAAAAAGUUGACCACAAGAGAUUUUCAAAAGUUGGAACGUGAAGCACGGAUAUGUAGAAAAUUACAGCACCCUAACAUAGUGCGAUUGCAUGACAGUAUUCAAGAGGAGAAUUUCCAUUAUUUGAUAUUCGAUUUAGUGACUGGCGGUGAAUUAUUUGAGGAUAUUGUAGCACGAGAAUUUUAUUCGGAAGCCGAUGCAUCGCAUUGUAUUCAACAAAUUUUAGAAUCAGUUAACCAUUGUCACACAAAUGCGGUGGUUCAUCGUGAUUUAAAGCCGGAAAAUUUGCUGUUGGCCAGCAAAUUGAAGGGUGCCGCCGUGAAAUUGGCCGAUUUUGGUUUGGCCAUUGAAGUGAUGGGCGAUCAACAGGCAUGGUUUGGAUUUGCUGGCACACCUGGGUAUCUAUCACCAGAAGUUCUUAAGAAAGAACCAUACGGCCGUGCCGUUGACAUAUGGGCAUGUGGUGUUAUACUUUACAUUUUACUCGUUGGCUAUCCACCAUUUUGGGAUGAAGAUCAGCAUAGACUUUAUUCACAAAUCAAAGCUGGUGCUUAUGAUUAUCCAUCACCCGAAUGGGAUACUGUUACGCCCGAGGCAAAGAAUUUGAUCAAUCAAAUGUUGACUGUCAAUCCAUAUAAACGAAUCACGGCUGCCGAUGCAUUGAAACAUCCAUGGAUUUAUCAACGUGAACGGGUUGCAUCCUCUGUUCAUCGUCAGGAGACCGUAGACUGCUUGAAGAAAUUCAAUGCACGACGAAAACUUAAGGGAGCUAUUCUCACCACAAUGCUGGCCACACGGAAUUUCUCAAGUCGUAACAUGAUUUCAAAGAAGGAAGAUGGUUCACAAAUCAAAGUGUCGACUGAUUCGAGCAAUACAACGGUGGAGGAGAACGAUGAUGUUAAACUUCGUCGUCAAGAAAUCAUUAAAAUGACUGAACAACUAAUUGAAGCGAUAAACAAUGGUGAUUUUGAUACAUAUGCUAAAAUAUGCGAUCCACAUAUGACGGCCUUUGAAACGGAAGCCCUGGGCAAUCUCGUCGAAGGAAUGGACUUUCACAAAUUUUAUUUCGAGAAUGUACUCGGCAAAAAUUGUAAAGCAAUCAAUACGACCAUAUUGAAUCCGCACGUUCAUUUGUUGGGUGAUGAAGCUGCCUGUAUCGCAUAUGUUCGAUUGACACAGUACAUUGAUCGUGAUAGCCAUGCGCAUACACAUCAAUCGGAAGAGACACGAGUUUGGCAUAAACGCGAUUCGAAAUGGCAAAAUGUGCAUUUCCAUCGCAGUGUUACUGGCCAUAUUAGCGCUUCAACGCCGUUCGAUUUUUCCACUCAUACCAAAUAAGAGCAGCUGAAACGAAAGUAUCCACUAACGCGAUCGUUUCGUUUAGCCAAAUUGAGGAGAACGUAAUCGAAAACAAAAAGGUGUCUCUUAAACAACCGCCCAACACAAAUUAAUGGUUGUUAACGGCAUUUUGUUUUUCAUUGAAAUUGAGACGGAAAAAAUAUCUAACAUCAAAUUGACCACACUGACCAAUGCAUAUUCAAAACAUUAUUUAAACACAACAAAAAAAAACAAAUAAUUACUAGUCAUUUUUGUUGCUGGACUUUUCGUCAAACGAACCAAACGUUUUGGCGAAAAGUGGUCGGUCACUGAAAACGAGCUCGUGUAUCUUCUUUCACUCAGUGUAAAAUCGGUGUGUGCACAUGUGAACUAUAGUGUUGUAUCCUUUGUAAAAAUUGUUUCAUUUCAUCGUAAAAUGAACUUAUUUUCUGUCGAACAGAGAGAGAAGGUGAAUCCAAAUCAUUUUAAAACAAAUUGAUUGAAACAAAAAGAAGAAAAAGAAAAAAUACCCUCGUAUACAUGCAUCGUUUCUGUGAUGUCUUUCAUCUAGAGAAAUUUGUGUGUGUAUUUUAAUUUUUUGUUCGUUCGGUGUGUCUAUUCUGAAUCGCGUUUUCUCAAACCAACUAUUUUUCGUAAACCGUUCGGUUUUGGUUCCUGUUUUGGUCAUCUUUGUUGGAGUAAUUCUCACAUUAUUGACUCCAGUCUUCAAUUGUGUUUUACAUUUAAUAUUUGAUAUAAAAUAAUUACGAAGAAAUUUAGCAUAUAAAAAAGCAAAAAAAAAACAAACAAACAGAGAAAUCAUUACUCUAAGUGUUACCAUUCCAUUGACACAAGCGCUGAAUGGAAAAUUUAUCUUAGAAUUGAAAUGAAAAACAAACUAACAAACACACAUUCAAACAGCACCAAUUAGCAAAUAGUUAUAAAAUGAUAUGAAUACUUAUUUCAAAACCAUCUCUUCAAUUCAACAUUAACAAAGAAAAAACCGUUUUUUAGCGAAUGCAUUUGUAUUGUUAUAAAAAAAAAAGUUCCAUAUUCAAACAAACAAAAAAGAAUGAAAAAAAUAAAAUACACGAAAAAUAAUCCAAUAAAAUUUAAAAUGCAAGGAGACCCAAA
Sitodiplosis mosellana (orange wheat blossom midge) is the source of this 3408-nucleotide messenger RNA. RefSeq names its product calcium/calmodulin-dependent protein kinase type II alpha chain. The record is from RefSeq and is a predicted model, not a curated record. NCBI's taxonomy places the organism in Eukaryota, Metazoa, Arthropoda, Insecta, Diptera, Cecidomyiidae. Gene Ontology annotation, molecular function: calmodulin binding; ATP binding; calcium/calmodulin-dependent protein kinase activity. Bases 814 to 2295 code for a protein of 493 amino acids. Gene Ontology annotation, biological process: protein phosphorylation. The transcript has 6 exons. Gene Ontology annotation, cellular component: neuron projection; cytoplasm.